Messenger RNA from Tyto alba (common barn owl), 10946 nucleotides. Its product is annotated as protocadherin gamma-C5-like. The record is from RefSeq and is a predicted model, not a curated record. Lineage: Eukaryota; Metazoa; Chordata; Aves; Strigiformes; Tytonidae. Bases 3315 to 8723 code for a protein of 1802 amino acids. Gene Ontology annotation, molecular function: calcium ion binding. Gene Ontology annotation, cellular component: plasma membrane. Gene Ontology annotation, biological process: homophilic cell-cell adhesion. The transcript has 6 exons.
UUCUGUCCUGGGGUCUCUCUCUGCUGCUUUGUCUGAAUCAUCUUUUUCCCCUUUUCUGCCGUGGGGGAUCGGUGAGGAACCCGCAGAGCUUAAUGUCGCCUCUGGGCGCACUGCUCAAUAGCUCAGGGGUGGGUUGUCUGUGUGAUCUGGACUCUCUCUUUUGAUCUGCCCGAUCUCAUCCGCGAUUUGUCGGUUGUGCCCCGAGGAACGACGCUAUGUUGUCAGUACUGCUGUCUGUCUGUCUUACUCCAGGUGCGAUUUUUACUGAGCUGGGGUGGUGGGGUGGACACGGGUGGAGCGGGGCAAAUGUGUUGUGGGUUCCAAAGCUGAAACAACCCUUUCAUCUCGGUCUGUUGACAGCUUCAUUUAUUUUGUCUGCCAGAUUUGAGCACUUUCCUGUGGUAAUGGUGUAUGUUCAUUCCUCCAGUGAGGGCAGCAGCUCUGUAGUUCUGUUUUCCCUCCUAGCUCGGUUCUUUUCAUACUCUGAAACCCUCAAAAGGAAGAUGUUGUGUACACCCGUGACUUAACAUUUCCCCUCCAUCUGGGGAGCCAGGGCUGGUGCCUCACUGUAUCUCUGAAACCAGAACCAAGCAGAAAAUUCUUUGGGUCCUCUGCUGCCACCGGCUCCUCUGGGAGGCUCUGGCUGGGAUUUGGAUUGAACCUGUUCCUGAAGGAAUUCCUGGGACAGUGGAAAGGCAUCCUUUCCCUUACCUGUCACACAUUUCCACUCCUCGCCAUCCAAAUUGUGCUUUCAGGUGCUCCAAGGUGUCACUUUCAAUAUUCGGGCUUCCUGACAAAGUGAGGGAGAUGUAAUGUCAAUCGAAAUAUGGGAAAUGGAAAUGUUCAGUCUUCCAUGCCUUUCCUGAGUCUCUUUACUGUACUUGGCUCUCUGCUUCUUCACCAUCCUACUAGUGCUGAGAUUAAGCAGACAAGGUACUCUGAAUACAGGUGACGUGUACACUCAUAUGAAGAGAAACCUCUUCAGAAUUGCGUUAUGCAUGUUAGAGAAAUUGCUCCGUCAAUAGAGUUUAGGAAAAACACAAAAUACGCAGUGUUUGGGGAAAAGAUUCAGAGUUUAUUUUAGAGAAAAGUGGCUGAAGACUGUUUCAAGAUUUAUCUUAAGAGCUGUGGAUUUUCUUCUUUUUAGGUUAUAUAUAAUAAAGAAAGGUGGUUGAGAUUUGGUUGUGUAAGGGCCUAUGAGAAAAGAAAUCUGCUCUCAGCUCUGUCAGCCUGCAGACAUGGCUUGUUACAGAAGUGCUCCAAAACGGACAGAGGGACAUAACAUGUACUUACAUGCACAAUGCAGCUGUGGAGGGCAAAGCAUAUCGCUUUCCUUCUCAGUCUUUAAAGUGCUCCAGAAUGAAAUUUUAUUAAAAUACAACGCUAGAUGACUAACUUUGCAUUUUAUCAGUGUGAAGUCUAUAUGUUGAUCACAUUCUAUGGACUGGUGAUAAGAAUGGUAAGUAGCGCUGAUAUGGUUUAUCUUUCGGCAAUGAUUAUUCAGUAGGAAAAGGGAAUAGCUGAGCACAUGGAAAGGAAAGACUGUGCUGACCCAUUUGAUAUUGUUGACUCUUCAUAUAAGCACAGAACUACCGCAUCUCUGGAUGGAUCCCAUGUGAUCAGGGCAUUUAACAGGACCAUGCGGGGUGAGGACACGUAGCAAGGGUUGAGGUCCCUGUCACUCUGGCGAGUGUCGUGUCUCCCAGGUUGGUGCGGGAGAUUUUCAGUCCCGCCACUGUGCAGUCAGCCAUGACAAGCAGCGGGUUACAGAUAACCAGCCACAAUGUUUCUGAGCCAGUUCAGCAGGGCACAGAGAGCCUUGUCAUUUCUCUCCAUGAGCAAAUCAAUGCGAGGGGGCUGAUUUCCAGUCUGGUUUCUUUCCCGGACAUCGCUGUCCCUUCCGUAUCAGUCUCAGCUGUGGGAAGACACCUGGAUGCUGUGUUUCUCAGCCACAGGGCUCCUGGUGCUCCCUUCUCAAGCUUCCUCGGUCCCUUUCCAUUACACCAUGACAGCUGAGCAGUUGCAUGGGUGACAGACAAUGAAGGGCAAAAUUGCGGUAGUUUUAUCCGUAUGAGCGCUCGAAACGUCAGAAAACCUGACAUAUCACGAGUUGUUGACAGCAACAACCCCAAACGCAGGCAGACAGCCCGGGAAUUGCAGUUUCUCGCCCAGGCGCUGCCGCUGCCGUGGUCUACACGGUGCUGUGACCUGCCGGGCUGUUGCUGCACGGGAACAGGAACCGCUUCUGCCCCCGGUGAACCAGCACGUCGCAGAUCGUGAUUCCCUUAGGUGUGGCUGGUGGAAACAGAUACCGGGGAGCAAGAUAGGAGGUGGAGAAGAGGGCGUAAUAAACCGACAUUUCUGCGAUUUGUCGGGGAAGAUACCUGCUGGGACAGUGGUGGCGGUGGGGAGCCGGAGGGACUCCUGCUCAGGAGCUGCCCCGCGGGGUGACUGUGCUGCGGCAGGAGUUGCUGCUCGUAGCUCGGCAGCACAAAAUCCGCGUCGCUCGGCCGGCGCCACUGCUUUGGCGGCGCACUGAAGCGAGACGCCAUGGGAUGUCAGGAAGGGGCUGACCAACCAUUUGGGUGGGAGGGCCGUCCUCCCGAAGGUCCCGAGGGACACUCGGAACUGAUGCGUCGUGCCGGGGGUUGGCUCUCGCCGGAGCCCUGCGUGCCUCGACCGACCCUCCCCACCUCUCAUCCCGCCACCCCACCUCCCCUCUCUGCUCCCGCUGCCUCUUUCCAACGAGUUUUUCCCGUGGGGGGGGUGGGUGGGGGGAGUGGGAGGGAUAUCCCCCUCCCCCGCUCCGUUUCCACAUCGCCCCUUUUGGCGUCAUCCUCUCCGCCAACUCUUACACCUUCUUGCCCGCACACGCGGUCCCCUUGCCCGGUCUGCGCUGCCUUUGCCAGCGCUCUCCUAGCCCCGGCUGUCAUUUUUAGCUGGGUUUCUCGCAAAGGCUGUGGCUCUCCCUUUCAGGGUCGACAGGCUUGAGCCCCGCUGCCUUCGGGCCGGGGCGGCGGGGGCUCCGGCAGCCCUACGCUCCGUGCAGUUAUUGGCCGGGACUCUGUGUGCCGCUGUCGGCCAAUGAUGGAGCGGGGGGGAACUGGCGGCCCGGCCCCGCUCCGAGCCGGGAUGAGGCGCAAACGAUCUCAGAAAGAGCCUGGGAGCGAGUGGCGGCGGAGCCCGCAGAGCGAUGCCCGUCUCCCCGCCGGCCACCGCUUCCCGGGGCGCGCAGGGCAGCGCCAUGACGGGGCGAACCGAGGGGUUCUAGCCGGGGCGGGGGGGCGAAGCGGGGAGCGCGGCCGUCCUGUGCGAUGAACGGCGUUGCUGUAAGGAGCCGCGGGGUGACGACGGGGCAGGUAUUGAGCCUCUUGCUUUUGUUCGGCGUUUCCGACUGGGGUUCCGCCGCCAUUCGCUAUGCGAUUCCCGAGGAGGCGCGGAGAGGCUCCGCGGUGGGGAACGUGGUAGCCGACCUGGCGCUGGACCUCGGGCGGCUGCCGAGUCGCCGGCUGCGGGUGGUGUCCGGCGGCACCAAGAAGUACUUCGGGGUGGAUCUGUCGAGCGGCGAGCUGCUGGUGAGCGAGCGGAUAGACCGGGAGGAGCUCUGCGGCGCGCUCUCCCCCUGCUCCCUCAGCUUUGAGAUCGUGGUGGAAAACCCGCUGGAGCUGUACAGCGGCGCCGUGGAGAUCCAGGACAUCAAUGACAACGACCCGGUUUUUCCCAGCAGCCAGGCGAGGCUGGAAAUCAGCGAGUCGGUGGCGGUCGGAGCGCGCUUCCCGCUAGAGAGCGCGCAAGACCCCGAUGUGGGGAUUAACUCUUUGCAGACCUACCAGCUCAGCGUCAACCCACACUUUGCCCUCGACGUGCAGACGAGGGUGGAUGGCAGCAAGUAUGCGGAGCUGGUGCUAGAGAAGGAGCUGGACAGGGAGGAGCAACGGGAACUCCACUUGGUCUUGACUGCGCUGGAUGGAGGCAGCCCGCCACGGUCGGCCCACGUGCAGAUCCACAUUGACGUCGUGGAUGCCAACGAUAAUGCCCCGGUCUUCAACCAGUCCACCUACAAGGCGAGCGUGAGGGAGAACACGCCCAGCGGUACCCUGGUCGCCAGGAUCAGUGCGUACGAUCUGGACGAUGGGCCCAAUGGAGACAUCGUCUAUUCCUUCAGCAGCCACACGCCUGCCAAAGUACGAGAACUCUUUGCUCUAGACUCAGCCACAGGCGAGUUGAGGGUCAAAGGACAGCUGGACUAUGAGGAAACAAAGCUGUAUGAGAUUUACUUACAAGCUAAAGACAAGGGUGCCGUUCCUGGCGUAGCUCAUUGCAAAGUGCUGGUGGAAGUUGUAGAUGUGAAUGACAAUGCUCCAGAGGUGACAGUGACUUCUGUGUACAGCCCUGUGCCUGAAGAUGCAGCUUCAGGGACAGUCGUAGCUCUGCUGAGUGUAACAGACUUGGACUCCUAUGACAACGGUCUGGUGAACUGCUUCAUUUCCCCUGGGAUCCCGUUCAUGCUCAGCUCCUCCCUCAAAAAUUACUAUACAUUGAAAACAAAAGCAGCUUUGGACCGGGAAAAGGCAUCAGAGUAUAACAUCACCAUCACAGCCAGGGAUGCAGGCUCACCACCCUUGUCUGUGGUAAAACAGAUCCUGGUGCAGGUGUCAGAUGUCAACGACAAUGCGCCCAAGUCUUCCCAGGACUCCUAUGAUGUGUAUGUGCUGGAGAACAACAUGCCUGGCAUCCCCAUCCUUAACGUGAGCGCCGCAGACCCGGACCUUGGGCGCAACGCCCAGCUCUCUUAUACCCUCUUGCAGGGUGACCCCACUGUAGGCCAUCUCUUCUCCAUCAACCGGGAGAAUGGCACGCUCUACCUGCUCACCUCCCUGGACCACGAGGACCAGGUAGAGUUCAACAUGAUGGUGCAGGUCCAGGAUGGCGGCUCUCCGCCUCUGGCCACUAACGUCUCAGUCAGUGUGUUUGUCACUGACCUCAAUGACAAUGCCCCAACUGUGCUGUACCCUCACCCCAACACCACUGCCACCUCUACCGACGUGGUGGCACCAGGUACUCCCGCCGGGCACAUGGUCACCAAGGUGGUGGCAGUGGAUGCGGAUGCAGGGUACAAUGCCUGGAUCUCCUACACCCUGUUGCAGGCCACUGAUCCCAGCCUCUUCUCAGUUGGGCUGCACAGUGGGGAGAUCUUCACGGCCCGCCAGCUCCGGGAGGAUGACACUCCUCAGCACACACUAGUCAUCUUGCUGAAAGACCAUGGGGAGCCUGUGCUGUCCUCCAGUGCCACUGUCUCCAUCUCUGUGGCCGAGAUGAUCAAGGAGGUCCUCACCGACCUCACUGACGUGGCACCUGCCAAUGAUCCCAGGAGGCAUGUGACUUUCUAUCUCAUCUUGGCUGUGAUUUUGGUGUCAGCAGCUUUCUUCAUCACCAUGUUGUCCGUGGGCAUCUUCAAGUGCUACAAGUGGAGGCAGUCAAAGGAGCUGUUCAACAGCUCCAGGAGCACUCUGUACAGGACACCAGGGCCCUUCCACCACAUUGAUGCCGUGCGGGGUGGCUUCACGCCACCCAACUUCUACCACCAGGUCUAUCUCACCACGGACUCUCGCCAGAGUGAUCUCCUGUGUAAAAAGCCCUUCCCUUCCAGCCCCCUGGGGAGCCGACAGAGCACCAUGAGGAACGGUGAGCCAGGGCUGUAUCACCAGAUUGUGGGCACCGCCAGCCGGCUCCCCACACCUGCUGAGUUUUGUGGUGAUGUUCGCUUUGGGGUGUGGGAGGGUGGGAUUGCAGACUACCCCAGUUGCUUGCAGGGUUCCGCUGAGCUGGACUGUGGCUCUGAGCAGGAUGCUCCCCAGCGCCUGCUGCGUCCCGGGCCGGACACGCACACGGACAUGGAGAGCGUCAGCCUCCAGCGACCCUCCUGGAAAUGGCAAGUACUGAGUUUGUUUUUGCUCUGCGGCUGGGGCUGGGUCUCCGGGCAGAUCCACUACUCGGUGGUUGAGGAAUCGGAGGUGGGAACCGUGGUGGGGAACGUGGCCCGGGACCUGGGCUUGAAGGUGGAGGAGCUGCCGGGUCGCAGGCUGCGCCUGGGCUCAGAGGAGAGCCUGCGCCACUUCGCCGUGCGCCUGGACAGUGGUGAGCUGGUGGUGAGCCAGCAGCUGGACCGGGAGCGUCUGUGCGGAGUAGCUGCCAGCUGCGUGCUGUCGGUGCAGGUGGUGACGGAGAACCCCCUGCAGCUCUUCCGCCUGGAAGUGGAGAUCCUGGACCUGAAUGACAACUCCCCGAGCUUCCCCACCACUCACCGCACCCUGCGGGUUGCCGAGUCUGCCACAGUGGCUACGCGCUUCCCCCUGGAGAGCGCGCAGGACCCUGAUGUGGGCACCAAUGCUGUGGGUUCCUACCAGCUGAGCCCCAACUCCCACUUCUCCCUGGACGUCAAGCAGCAGCAGGAUGGCAAACUCUUCCCAGAGCUGGUGCUGGAGCAUGCCCUGGACCGGGAAGAGCAGCCAGAACUGCAGCUGGUCCUGACGGCCAUAGAUGGGGGAAGCCCAGCCCGCUCGGGCACGGCGCAGAUAACAGUGCUGGUUGUGGAUGUCAAUGACAACGCACCCACCUUUGACCGCGCCACGUACAAGGUGCAAGUCCCGGAAAACACACCCGUGGGGGCCCUGCUCCUCCGGCUCAAUGCGUCUGACCCUGAUGAGGGUCCCAAUGGGGAAACGCAGUACUCCUUCGGGGUUCACACCUCGGAGUCAGUCCGGAGGCUUUUCGCCCUGGAUCCCCGCAGCGGUGAGGUCCGGGUGAACGGGGCCCUGGACUUUGAGGAAUCACCUUUCUAUGAGAUCUAUGUGCGAGCCCAUGAUGGAGGGGUCCCGGAGAUGGAGGGCCACUGUGUCCUGCAGGUGGAAGUGGAGGACACCAAUGACAAUCCCCCGGUGGUGCUGCUCACCUCCCUGCUGAACCCGGUGCCAGAAGACACCCCACCAGAGACCGUUGUGGGGCUCUUCAACACACGGGACCGUGACUCGGGGGCCAAUGGGGAUGUGAGCUUGGAGAUCUCCCCCGAUGUGCCUUUUGCCAUCAGGUCCCUUCAGAACCACUUCUCCCUGGUCACACGGGAGAGCCUGGACAGAGAGUCCACCCCACAGUACAUACUGGAGCUGAUUGCCCAGGAUGGUGGAUCUCCUGCCCUCACCACAACGCUCACGCUGCUCCUCAACGUAUCUGAUGUGAAUGACAACCCCCCGCGCUUCUUGCAGCCCUCCUAUGAUGCCUUCCUCCCGGAGAACAACCCUCCUGGCUCUCUGCUAUGCACUGUCUCUGCCUCAGACCCCGACGAUGGGGAUAAUUCUCGGCUUGUUUACUCUAUAGAAAGUGGCCAAGUGCAGGGUGCCCCCACCUCUUCUUUUGUCCACAUCAACCCUGACAAUGGCAACCUCUAUGCUCAGCGCACCUUCGACUUCGAGCUGCUGCAGGUUCUGCCGGUCUCUGUGGCCGUGCGGGACUCAGGGUCACCCCCGCUCCACGCCAAUGUUACCGUCUACAUCUUUGUGUUGGACCAGAAUGACCACCCCCCCACCAUCCUGCACCCUACCAGUGACAGCGACAUCCCGGCACCCCAGAGGGUCCCACUGUCUGCCCCAUCGGGCUACCUGGUCACCAAGGUGACGGCAGUGGAUGCGGAUGCUGGGCACAAUGCCUGGCUCUCGUACCGCCUGCUGCCACAGUCCACUGACCCCUCCUUGUUCCAUGUGUCACUGUACACCGGGGAGGUGCGGACGGCGCGUGUCCUCCGGGACACCGACGUGGCAGCGCAGCAGCUCAUCGUCCAGGUGACGGACAAUGGCGACCCACCGCUCUCCACCACUGUCACCAUCACCGUGACUCUGGAGGAGGCAACGCUGGAGGAGAGCUAUGAGCCUCGGGAUUUCCUGGCCGGUGCCAAGGAGAAGCCAGACCUGACCCUCUACCUGAUCAUUGCGCUGGCAGCCGUCAGCACCGUGGCGCUCGCCACUGUCACCCUCCUGGCUGCCCGGUGCCUCCGUCGCAGAGGCCGUGCCGCCGCCUCACCCUGCUGCUGCUGCUGGCUCAGCGAGUCGCCCUCCCGGGACUUCUUCAAGCACUCCAGCCCCAAGCUCCAGCUCAGCUCCGACGGCACCCUUAAGUACAUGGAGGUCACCCUGCGACCCACCGACUCCCAGUCCCAGUGCUACAGCACCUGCUUCUCCCCCGGCUCCGACCGGAGCGACUUCACUUUCCUGCGGCCUUGCCCUCCCGCCGCGACCCUACCGAGGGAAACCGGGGUUUUCCUCUCCGCUACCGGUACGCUGCGGGACCCCGGCCAGCAAGCUCAGCCUAACACAGACUGGCGCUUCUCUCAGACCCAGAGACCUGGAACGAGUGGCUCCCAGAAUGGAGAGGAAGGUGGAGCCUGGCCAAACAACCAGUUUGACACGGAGAUGCUCCAAGCCAUGAUCCUGGCUUCAGCAAAUGAAGCUGCUGACAACAACUCGACCCUGGGCGGUGGGACGGGCACCAUGGGGCUGAGCGCCCGCUACGGCCCCCAGUUCACCCUGCAGCAUGUCCCCGAUUACCGGCAGAAUGUCUACAUCCCGGGCAGCACCGCCACCCUCACCAAUGCCGCCGGCAAGCGCGACGCCAAGAGUGCCGGCUCCUCGGGAGGCAACAAGAAGAAAUCCGGGAAGAAGGAAAAGAAGUAGAGAAGAAGAAGAAGAAGGAGACCUUAGAGCUACAGGGCAGCCUGCUCCAGCACUCCCCCAAAUCACAGCCCAGGCCGGAGGACGAAUGUGAAUUUUUUGUGAUGCAAAAAGUAGGAAACGCUGCGAAUGUAUCUCGUCAUCAUCAGAGCUAGGAGCAGGGUCUCGCUGCUGUUAGAUCUCAUGAUGAAAACCAAUCCGGAAGCUAAACUGAAUGCAAACAAGUGCCCUGUGAAUACUUGCUAAUGUUUUAUACGAUCCCUCGGGUAUUAGAAUAUGCAAGGGCGAAAGGUCUUCUGCCACGUCUUUGGAUCCGAUUUGCUCCCAGAUAGUCUGAGAAAGGCACAAGGCUUGUGCUCAGCUUUGCCCUGUGUAAAUAAUUUUAACAUGGAUCUUUUAAUUUAUAGACAUUUGAUCACUUUUUGGAAACAAAAAGCAAAUCCCUAGCUUAGAGCCCAGGCUCCAGAUCUUUGCUCUUAAACUUUCCAUUAGUAAAAUUCACCCCCAGAUAAUGAUAGUGAUGGAUUUGUUGCUGAGAAGUUGGUAGGGAGUGCUUCAGUUCCUGCUUACCUGUUACCUGGAAAAAAAUUACCUAAGUGUUUAUAUUGCAUGAGUCAAAGGGAAUAUGGCAAAGUUGCAUCCUAAACAUUUUUUUUUUUUUAAAAAAGUACAACCACUGAUCGUCUGAAAGAUGAGAAUAAAACCAUAACCUCCUGAUGUCUGAGAAAUAGGGAAUUCAAUGAGGAGCAUGCCAAGGUGUGUGGCAGCUGCCCCAGCAGUUCUAGGGGUCUCCAAAAAGCAGACACAUCUCAUUCCUUCUUUGCAGUAAAUAUUUAUAUGUACAGUCAAUGUUCUUCUGGAAUUAAAGCUGAGAGAGUCUUGCUCCCCUGUGGCCAGGCAGCCGUCUGGCUGAGUCCCUGCCAAGGGGACCAGGGGACGAUGCUUCACGUUUCUGCACACCGUGUCUGCAUGCACGUCCUUCACCUCACACCCGCACUAGCGCAGUUAGCUCCACGGACCCUGGGGUCCUCGCAUGCCCACGCAGCGUGGUGGGAACGCGCCGGCAGCUGCCCGAGCCCCCAUGCUUUUUGGGGGGUGGAGGGGAUCGGUCAAGUGGGGUGGAGAAACUUAUCUCUUCUUAUUUGAGGUCUACACCCCAAAUAAUCCAAAGGGAAAUCUGCGGAGCUGCGGGCGCGUGGCUUUGGUGUUGAGUUGGUGACCGAGUAAGUGAUGGUUGGUUUGGUGGUGUUUGGGGACCAGACCUGGAGAGGGGACCUGAGAGCUGGGGAUGGGCAUGGGGUGAGGCUGCAAAACUGGGGAUACAAGGGGGGGGAGUGGGGAAUGAGGGCAGGGGGGGAGGGGGGACACCCAUGGGACCCUGCUGGGCCAGCCUGGAGGAGGUGAUGCUCCCGCUGGCUUUGGGCUUUCCACCCUGUGGAGGGAAUCAAAGGCUGAGGAAUGGAGCUUCUCCACAUGCCCAUCACCCUUGCAUCAGGCCGGCUUCCCCAUAUCAAAGCAGCUCGGAGCCCCCCCCCGGGGAGGCAGAGGGGCGCUUUGUGUAGCCAGAGUGAGGAGAGGUGCUGCAGGGUGGCCAAGAAGGGGCCGUGCAGGGUUUCCCAGGGGAUGUGGGUUGUUUUUUCCCUUAUUACUCACUAACACAUAACUCACCCGAGCAGAUCCAGCCCUCUCUGCCUGGCUUCGGCGUGGCAGCGCUCACCCCACCGCCACCCCCUCCCCAAACCCAGGGCAGCAGGAGCAUCCGCCGUGUUUCAUCCGGAUCCGGCCACCUCCGGUGCUGGCUGCGCCGGGAGCAGUUCCCACCUUGUCCCCUGCAGCUGCCACCUGCCCCCCUCUAGAAAUGCUGUAGCUGAAUCGUAGUCUUUAUAUUUCUUUUUAAUCUGCAAUCUGAGGUAGCGUAGUGAGUGUCGUGUAUUUAGUGGCGUGUUAUUUUUAAUCUCGGUAACUAACUUGUGGACAUCAGUAUUUUCAAUUUUCUCUGUAUCUUAUUUCCAUGUGGUCUGUGCUCCGAGUGUACGUGAAAUGAAACACGUUUGCCCUUUCAAUGUGUCUAAUAUUGAAUUAUACUUAUAUAUUAUAUAUAUGCUUAUAUCCUUCUUAUACCCAUAUAGACCAAUGUCAAUGUGUUACACGCAAGUUUUAUACUCUAAUAUUUAUAUUGCUUUUUUUCUCUGGGAAAAAAAAAAUAAUAAAAUGGUUUCUUCUGAA